GGCGGGUCACCUGGAUGUUCGCUUGAUCACCAGGACACGAAGCUCGGUCCGCUUGGUCCAUACCUUCUUCGACAUAGAAGUAUCUGGCCGAUAAAAUAUCAUCCCCAUGUCCUAAAGUACCACUCCAUCCUCUCAAGUUUAAGAUUCCCUCACCCGGGCCACCACCACCAUGUUUACCAUCGCCCUCGCGGUAUGCCUUAUAUACGGAGCAGUCGCCCGUACCCAAUCCACCACCCUCGAGUCCUUCACAACCAAACCGCGCGUCUUCGUUCUCACCGACAUCGCCAACGAGCCUGACGACACAAUGUCCCUGACCCGUCUCCUCCUCUACGCCAACCACUUUUCCAUCCAAGGCCUCGCAGCGGUCACUUCCACCUGGCUCCGGAACGACACCUUCGCGUGGCAGAUCCAAGACAAAGUAUGGGAGUGGGGCGACGUUCGAGACAACCUGACGAAACACGCGGAGGGCUGGCCGGAAACGGACGAGCUGUUGGGGAAGGUGUAUUCGGGGCUGCCGGUGUAUGGGUUGGAAGGCGUUGGAGAGGGGAAGGAUUCGAAUGCUAGUGUGGCACUCGUUGCGGCGGUUGAUAACGCCAGCGCCGGGGACCCGUUGUGGGUUACUAUCUGGGCCGGUGCAGCGGUGCUUGCACAAGCGCUAUGGACGGUUCGGGAAACGAGGCCACAACUAGCCGUGGCGAGCUUCGUAGCCAAUCUACGAGUCUACGCCAUCUCAGACCAAGACGAUGCCGGUCCUUGGAUACGUUCCCAUUUCCCGGACAUCUUCUACAUUGCAAGUAUUCAUGGCUUCAAUCAGUACCGUUUGGCUACCUGGUGCGGCAUUUCUGGCGAGUUGUUUUACGAUUUCGACGUGGGUGGCCCAGAUUCUAGUUUAGUCACCAACGAUUGGCUCCAAUCCAACAUCAGGUCGUCCGGAAACGCAUUCUCAGCCAACUACCCCAAAUUCGCAUACAUCAUGGAAGGAGACACACCAUCCUUCCUCUACCUGAUUCAAAACGGUCUGUCUGCGCGUGAUCAUCCAAACUGGGGCGGUUGGGGCGGACGAUACGGGCAGCCCACAAACGAGAGCAACCAAUGGGCCGACUCCAUCGCCUGGAAAGUCCCUGGGGUCGACGGCCGCAACUACACCUCCAACCAAGCAACCAUCUGGCAGUGGCGCAAAGCCUACCAAUACGACUUUGCCGGACGCAUGAACUGGACCGCGACUGCCGAUUUUGGAGAUGUCAACCAUAACCCGAGACUGUACGUCAACGGGACUGGGGGGCCGGAGUAUCUGUACGUCGAGGUGGACCCGGGGACGAGCGUCGUCCUGGACGCGCGGGGAAGCUUCGAUCCUGACGACGGUGAUCGGGUGGUGUAUACGUGGUCACAGUAUUUUGGUGCGAGUUUACCUGGUUCGGGCGACGAUCAGGUUCCGGCGCUGGGGAUCGAGGAGCAAGAGGAGGGUAUGCUCGCGACGGUGGCAGUCCCCAGUGAGGAUGCGGUGCAGAAUAAUGGGCAAUGGUCGACGUGGCGCCUGACAGAAGGGGGGUUGGUGCAUGUGUUGUUGGAAGCCUGGGAUAACGGUUCACCUCCCCUCGUGAGCUACAAACGGGUAGUCUUGAAGUUGAGGGGGUUUGACUAGGCUUUCUUUGGUACCUUCGGACCUCUGCCACAGAAUGAAGACAUUAUACAUGCACGCCAGGUCGCGGUUAUUAA
Molecule: messenger RNA, 1716 nt
Organism: Guyanagaster necrorhizus
Lineage: Eukaryota; Fungi; Basidiomycota; Agaricomycetes; Agaricales; Physalacriaceae
Product: DUF1593-domain-containing protein
Exons: 6
Coding region: 170-1642 (490 amino acids)
Molecular function (GO): hydrolase activity, hydrolyzing N-glycosyl compounds
Source: RefSeq, a predicted model, not a curated record